CGUGCGCGCGAGCGUGUGUAGGUGGUGCGGGUUGCGCGCUGCCACCAACUGCCUGUGGAGGCUGGAAGCCAAACUGGGUCCUCUUAAGUGCUUCAGGUGACUCUGUCACCCCCUCUGUCACUGUGACCUGCGCUUGCCUCUUGGGAGUCGUGGUGGUGGACGGCCUGGAAUCCGAGAAACGGAAACAUGGACUCAGUGGUUUUUGAGGAUGUGGCCGUGAACUUCACCCUGGAGGAGUGGGCCUUACUGGAUCUUUCCCAGAAGAAACUCUAUAGAGAUGUGAUGCGAGAGACCUUGAGGAACCUGGCCUUAGUAGGGAGAAAAUGGGAAGGUCAUGCCAUUGAAGAUGAGUACAAAAAUCCGGGGAGGAAACCAAGAAAUCUUGUGGUAAGAAGACUCUGUGAAAAUAGAGAGGGUAGUCCACCUGGAGAAAACUUGAGCCUUAUUCCAAGUCUCAGUUUGAAUCAGAAAACUCCUGGGGUGAAACCACAUCCAUGCAGUGCUUGUGGAAAGGGCUUCAUGCAUCGUUCAUCCCUUAACAGACACAUUAAAUGUCACACUGAACCGAAACCAGAUGAGUGUUGGAAAUAUGGAGAGAAGCCAUAUACAUGUAAGGAAGAUGGGACAGCCUUCAGUUAUGUCCAGGUUUCUGAAAAACAUGAGGGAGAUCACAGUGGAAAGGAAAUCUAUACGUGUACAGAGGGCGGAAGAGCCUUCAUGUGCCUCAGAAGUUUCCAGAGACACAAGGUAAUGCACACUGGAAAUGUUCCUCAUAGAUGUAAGGCAUGUGGCAAAACCUUUACUUCCUCAGAUUCUCUUCAAAUACACGAAAGAACCCACACCAGAGAAAAAUCCUAUGCGUGUGUACAGUGUGGAAGAACCUAUAGAUCCCAUCACAAUUUUCAAGCACAUUUAAGGACUCACACAGAAAGGAAACCAUUUGAAUGUAAAAAAUGUUGUAAAGUUUUCAUUUGUCCUCGUUCCCUUUGGAAGCAUGAAAGAAUUCAUAGUGAGGAGAAACCCUAUACAUGUAGAGAAUGUGGUAAAGCUUUCCAUUCUCUUGUAGACUUCCAAGUACAUGAAAGAAGCCACACUGGAGAAAAACCCUACAAAUGUGAAAAAUGUAGUAAAGCCUUCAGUCGUCCCAGUUAUCUUCGAAAACAUGAAAGAAGGCACAUCAAAGGGAAAACCUAUGAUUGUAAACAUUGUGGAAAAGCCUUCAGAGAUCACCAAUUCUUAGAAAAACAUGGAAGAACUCAUACUGGAGAGAAACCCUAUGAAUGUAAACAGUGUAUUAAAGCUUUCAGUUACUAUUAUUCCUUAAAAAUACAUGUAAGGACUCAUACUGGAGAGAGACCCUAUAAAUGUACAGAAUGUGGAAAAGCUUACCGAUACCUCAGUUCCCUUCAAACACAUCAAAGUAUUCACACAGGAGAAAUACCAUAUGAAUGUAAGCAGUGUGGUAAAGCUUUGACUUCUCGGAGAGGUUUCCAAAUGCAUGUAAGAAAUCAUACUGGAGAAAAACCGUAUGAAUGUGAAAAAUGUCAUAAAACCUUCAGUUGUUCCAGUUACCUUCGAAGACAUGAGAGAAUUCACAGUAUAGAAAAGCCCUAUGAAUGUAAGGAUUGUGGGAAAGCCUUCAUCUGGUACACGAGCUAUCAAAGACAUACGAAAAUACACAGUGGAGAGAAACCCUAUGAAUGUACGCAGUGUAGUAAAGCAUUCGUGUGUCCCAGUUAUCUUCGCAAACAUGAAAAAACUCAUGCUAGAAGGAAACGCUAUGUCUGUAAACAGUGUGGUAAAGCCUUCAGUUUUCACCGUUCCUUACAAACACAUGAAAACACUCACACUGGAGAGAAAACAUACAAAUGUAAACAUUGUGGUAAAGCCUUCAAUUAUAACUGUUCCUUACAAACACAUGGAAAAACUCAUGCUGGAGAGAAACCCUCUAAGUGUGGAAAAGCCUCCCUUUGUUGCCCAAACUGUCUAAGACGUGUGAGAGUGCACAGGGGAAAGAACCACAUAAAUGUGAAGAAUAUGAGAAAGCCUGUAGUCAUCUUAAUCCCUUUAGAAGGCACAGAAAGACUCACUGGAUAAUCUUGAAUGUAAACAGUGUGGUAAGACGUCAUGAGCCUUCAUUCUUACAUGUGUAAACUGCUACAGUGAAGAAGAAAAAAAGUAAGUAACAUGACCAAGUUUGAUGGAAAUUAUGUAUAAUGUUCCAGAAAACUUUGAGCCUGAAAGACUCGUUAUUAAUGUUGUAAAUUUAUUAUGUUUAUCCAGUCUCUUCCUUGACGUGCACCACUGGACUCUGGAUUUUUACCUGUUAAUUUUUUUUUUUUUUGGUUUUUAGGGCCACAUCCGGGGCAUAUGGAGCUUCCCAGGGAA
Messenger RNA from Phacochoerus africanus (Common warthog), 2388 nucleotides. Its product is annotated as zinc finger protein 709-like. Gene Ontology annotation, molecular function: RNA polymerase II transcription regulatory region sequence-specific DNA binding; DNA-binding transcription factor activity, RNA polymerase II-specific. The record is from RefSeq and is a predicted model, not a curated record. The transcript is spliced from 4 exons. NCBI's taxonomy places the organism in Eukaryota, Metazoa, Chordata, Mammalia, Artiodactyla, Suidae. Gene Ontology annotation, cellular component: nucleus. The coding region runs from base 187 to 2097 and encodes 636 amino acids. Gene Ontology annotation, biological process: regulation of transcription by RNA polymerase II.